Messenger RNA from Panonychus citri (citrus red mite), 16283 nucleotides. It is a transcript of the gene RyR, whose product is annotated as ryanodine receptor-like. The record is from RefSeq and is a predicted model, not a curated record. Gene Ontology annotation, molecular function: protein binding; ryanodine-sensitive calcium-release channel activity. Gene Ontology annotation, cellular component: calcium channel complex; sarcoplasmic reticulum membrane; smooth endoplasmic reticulum. Gene Ontology annotation, biological process: intracellular calcium ion homeostasis; calcium ion transmembrane transport. NCBI's taxonomy places the organism in Eukaryota, Metazoa, Arthropoda, Arachnida, Trombidiformes, Tetranychidae.
UUAUUAUGAAUAGUGAAGAAAGAGAAAAUUGAAAGACAAAGAUGAUAAUCAUCAUCAUCAUCGAGUAUUGUUAUUUUGUUGCUUGCAAUUGAUAAUGUUACGUGUUUAUCUUUUAUUUUUUUACCCUAAUAAACAAUUGUUAAGUUAAAACAAUUAGUUUUUUUACUUAUUACUAUUCUCUCACCUUAAACUGUGUUAAAAUUAAGUUAAUUCACUGAUUGACUAAAGUGAUAAUCAACUAAUGAGUACGACUAAAAUUACGAUUUUCAAAAUACUAAUUUCGUAAACUUUUCAAAUUGAUGUUUUCAAGUGAUUUUUGUCAAAAUUAUUAAUCAAUGGAUCAAUUUCAAUAAUGAAAUUAAAAUGGUUGUAUUGGUGUUUUGCUGGUGAAAUUUAAUAAAUCAUCAUGAUUUAUCUCUAUUGUUGAACGUGUUUUCCAUUGUUUCAAUAACAUGAUGGAUAAGUGAUUAAUUGGAUAAACUUCCAAUCAACAGUGGAAACAAAACAUUUCUCAAUUUUGAGAAAAUUUUUCAGUCAAUCAAAUUGAAAGAAGUGAACUAUAGACAAUUUAGCUUCGAACUGUUUUUAAAAUUAUAACCAAUCAUGGGAGAUACUGAGGCUGGUUCAGAACAAGAUGAUGUUUCAUUCCUACGAACUGAUGAUAUGGUUUGCCUGCAGAGCACGGCAACGGGAACUCGUAUUUGUCUAGCGGCCGAAGGUUUUGGUAAUCGUCAUUGUUUCCUUGAAAAUAUAGCAGAUAAAAAUUUUCCACCAGAAUUGUCAUCAUGUGUUUUCGUGAUAGAACAAGCACUUUCCGUUCGUGCUCUUCAAGAAAUGGUCACUGCAGAAGCUCAAGGUACAUCCGAAGGUGGUGGAAGUAAAGGCGCUUCCGGUGGAAGUUCAAGAACUUUGCUUUAUGGUCAUGCAGUUUUACUUCGUCAUGGUCAUUCUAAAAUGUACCUUGCGUGUCUUUCAUCGACAAGCUCAUCAAGUGAUAAAUUAGCUUUCGAUGUUGGUCUUCAAGAACAUUCAACAGGUGAAACUUGCUGGUGGACAGUUCACCCUGCAAGUAAACAAAGAUCAGAAGGAGAAAAAGUAAGAGUGGGUGAUGAAAUAAUUCUGGUCUCUGUGGCAACGGAAAGAUAUUUACACACAGCCAAAGAGGAGGAACGAAGUAUAGUUGAUGCGAGUUUCAAAUUGACUCAUUGGUCUGUGGCCCCUUUUGGGACUGGUCUCAGUCGAACAAAAAAUGUUGGCUUCGUUUUUGGUGGAGAUGUUUUAAGAUUUUACCAUGGAGGCGAUGAGUGUCUCACAGUUCCAGCACAUUGGGGUGAAUCUCCUGGACAAAACAUGGUUGUUUACGAGGGUGGCCCGGUUAUGUCUCAAGCUCGUUCUUUAUGGAGACUUGAACUAGUUCGUACAAAAUGGGCUGGCGGUUUCAUCAAUUGGGGUUAUCCAUUGCGUAUUGUUCAUAUUACGACGGGACGAUAUCUUGGAAUGACCGAUAAAUUCGAGGUUUGCCUUGUUGCUCGAGAAAAUGCAACAGUCGCUGAAACGGCCUUUUGUUUAAGACAAAACAAAGACGAUAAAAAGAUUGCCAUUGACGAGAAGGAGGAAGAAGUCAUCGGUUUGCCAUUGAUCAAAUAUGGGGACACCUCGUUUUUCUUACAACAUAUUGAGACAGGUUACUGGUUAUCUUAUCGUUCCUAUGAAACAAGAAGAGGAAUCGGUCGGGUGGAGGAAAAACAAGCAAUUCUUUCAGAAGAAGGUAAAAUGGACGAUGGUCUAGAGUUUUCUCGGUCCCAGGAAGAAGAAGCGAAAACAGCUCGAGUUAUUCGAAAAUGUGGCAUCAUGUUCAACAAAUUUAUUCGAAUUCUAGAUUGUCUUUAUAAUCAGCGAUUUGUCCAUGGAGCUCGAAUGGCUUCGAAUCGAGCCUCUUCAAUGCAUCAUGGUGGAUCAAUGCAUGGAAAGACAAGUCCAACUAGUGGCCUAGGUUCACCUCCGAGUUUACCUCUUGGAACCGGAGGUGUUGGUGGUUCAUCGAUGGCUCUUCAUCAAAUCGCAAAUCAAACUGUUUUACCUCAGUGUGACCAAGAGGAAAUGGUUAUGUGUCUUGAAGAUUUAAUCGCUUACUUUGAGCAGCCAGAAGAAGAAAUUGAUCACGAAGAGAAACAAAUUCGACUGAAAGCUCUUCGAAAUCGACAAGACUUAUUCCAAGAAGAAGGUAUUCUUAAUCUUAUCCUGGAAACAAUCGAUAAAAUUAAUACGACAACCAAUCAAGGGUUAUUACACCUUCUUCUUGGCGGUGAAUCAAGUCCAUCAUGGGAUCUCAUCUCUUCUUAUUUGUAUCAACUUUUAGCUGCAGUGAUUAAAGGGAAUCACACUAAUUGUGCUCAAUUUGCUCAAGCUCAUCGAUUGGAUUGGUUAUUUUCUCGAUUCUCUUCUCAAGCCGGUGGAGAGGGUACAGGUAUGCUGGAUGUACUUCACUGUGUUCUCACUGAUUCACCGGAAGCAUUGAACAUGAUGAAAGAAGAUCACAUUAAGGUUAUCAUAUCGCUUCUUGAAAAGCAUGGACGUGAUCCUAAAGUUUUGGACAUUUUGUGUUCCCUUUGUGUGGGUAAUGGUGUAGCGGUUCGAAGCUCUCAGAACAAUAUCUGUGAUAAUCUUUUACCCUCAAGAAGUUUAUUAUUUGAAACACGACUUGUUGACCAUGUAACAUCAAUGAGGCCCAAUAUCUAUGUUGGCAAAGUUGAAGGGUCGGCAAUGUAUCGACGUUGGUACUUUGAGUUGACCCUUGAUCACGUUGAGCAGGUUACUCAUUUAGAACCACAUUUUCGCGUUGGAUGGGCUAGUACUUCAGGGUAUGUACCUUAUCCAGGUGGAGGACCCAAGUGGGGUGGUAAUGGUGUAGGAGAUGAUAUAUUUUCUUACGGUUUUGAUGGUGUUUCUUUUUGGACAUCCGGUGUUCCCAAUCAAGUAAGAACAGUGCCUGAAGGAUCAGCUCACUUGGUUAAAGGUGAUGUUGUUGGUUGCAUUCUUGAUCUUAAUAUACCCUUAAUCACAUUCACUGUUAAUGGGCUGCCAGUCCGCGGGUGUUUCAAGGGCUUCAACACAGGAUCUGGAAUGUUUUAUCCGGUCAUCAGUUUCUCAGCAAAAUAUUCAUGCCGUUUCCUCUUUGGUGGUGAUCAUGGACGCCUCAAAUUUGGUCCACCAUUCAAUCACUCACCUCUUGUUGAAGCUCUUUUACCUGGGCAGAUACUUCAAGUUGAACCUUGCUUUCAAUUUGGUGAAUUAUCAAAAAAUAUUAUCCUUGGUCCAGCACUCGAACUGACCGAUGAUGCAGCUUUUGUCCCUCAUCCAGUAGAUACAAACUAUGUUAGUUUACCACAAUACAUUGAAGGGAUUCGCGAUAAAUUGGCUGAAAAUAUUCACGAAGUCUGGUCAAUGUCCAAAAUUGAUGCAGGCUGGACUUUCUCUGAUAUUCGAGAUGAUGCUGCUCUUAAGCACCCGUGUCUCACUUCCUUCGAGCAUUUGCCAGCCAAAGAGAAAAAGUAUGAUACAAAUUUAGCUCUUUCAACUUUAAAGACGAUUGUUGCUCUUGUUCGUAUAACAAUGGACAAACCACCAGGACGAAUCAAAGUGGUUCGACUACCCAAUGUACCUUAUCUUCAGUCUAAUGGUUAUCGUCCAGCGCCAUUAGAUUUGAGCUCUAUAGAGAUAACUCCCAAAAUUGAAGAGCUGAUUGAACUAUUAGCCGAGAAUACUCACAAUCUCUGGUCAGCGGAAAGAAUUCAACAAAAUUGGACUUAUGGUUUUUCUGAGGAUCCAAAUUCCAGAAGAAGCCCUCAUCUUGUGCCUUAUAAGUAUGUCGACGAUUUGAUUAAAAAAGCAAAUCGAGAUACCGCAUCUGAAAUGGUCAAGACGCUACUGGCCUAUGGAUAUGUUUUAGAAUCUCCGACAUCAGAUGCUUCUGAAUUCGAUAAUAUUAUGGGUAAGGCCAAAAUAAAAGAGGAAAAUUUCCGCUCAUAUAGAGCAGAAAAAAUCUAUGCCGUUACUUCUGGUAAAUGGUAUUUCGAAGUUGAAAUAUUAACCGAUGGACCAAUUCGUUUGGGUUGGGCAAGUUUACACUUUUCCUCUUCCAAAGAGGUUGGGGCUGAUGAAUAUUCUUGGGGAUUUGAUUGUCAUUCAGCUCGAAAAUAUAACAACAAUUCAUCAGAAGCAUUUGGUAAAACAGUUGCAGUUGGUGAUAUUGUUGGUUGUAUGGUUGAUAUUGGCGAUCGAACAAUCAGUUUCUCUCUGAACGGUGAACUAUUGCUCGAUUCAUCUGGAGGGGAAAUGGCCUUUUCAGAUGUAGCUGUUGGAGAAGAAGGUUGUGUUCCCGCUUUAACCUUAUCUGUAGGUCAAAAGAUACGACUCAUAUUAGGACAAGAUGUAAACGCUUUGAAGUGUUUUACAAAUUGUGGUUUACAAGAGGGUUUCCAGCCUUUCUGUGUGAACAUGAAUCGCCCCAUGACUUUAUGGUACAAUAAAGAUGAGCCCAUUUUCAUCAAUGUUGAUGAUACACCUUCACCAAUUGAGGUUACCCGAAUUCCUGGUGGUUCUGAUUCAUCUCCUGCUCUCAAAAUAAGUCAUAAAUUAUUUGAAACACAGGAAAAAGUUUCUUGGGAAAUGUUAAGGUUAAGCUUACCAGUGACUUGUAAUAAUGAGCUAAUUGAUGAUGAUACAAAGCGAAGACGUUUUGAUGAAAAUGUUAGAAGACAACGAAGAGCUCGUGCAGAUCGAAACAGUAUUAGACAUCCAGGUAAUCUAGAGCAGCAUAUGCUUCAAUCAGGAUUCUCUAUGGCCGAUGUUAAAGAUUUACAGAGGGCUUAUUCAGAAGAUGCUUCGGAAGAUGUUGAAAGCCCACAACCUGGUUCUGGUCCAGCAAAUGGCUGGAAUGGAAGAUCAAAUGGUCAUCGUCGAUCAGGAUCUUUAACAAAGACAAAAUCAUUCGAUAAUGCACUUACAGUUCCUUCAUUGGGUCAAGCUCAAGCUUUAAUGAGAGAAACUGGAGGAGGUUUGGCCUCGAAAAGAGCCACUUCCGUCGAGACUCUCAAUAGAAUGAACAGAUCAAAAACACCGGGAGCUGAAGAUAAUAAGAAAAGAGCUAAAUCGCCAUUUAGAUUGUUUGGUAAAAGAGAGCCUCAACUACCCCCAAGAUCACCACGAACUCGUGAGGUUGAACCACCGACGAUUAGUGUUCUUGCUUCAAGUGCCACUCAGCUUAUACCUCCAGCAGUUCCUGAUCGACCUCAGAAUGUUGGGGCUGGAGAUCGUCCAAAUAUACCACUAACUCGACGAGGGUCACGAACAAAUUUAUCCGAAGCUCUUCCAGAUGAAUCUUCUGAUCAACUAGAUCCCGCUUCACUUGAACUUAUCGAUGAAUAUUUCUAUGGAGUUAGAAUUUUUUCAGGCCAAGAUCCACAUCAUGUCUACUGUGGUUGGGUAGUUUCUAACUUCCGUCACUAUGAGAAAACUUUUGACAAAAAUUCCGUGCGAAGGGCAACAAUUCAAGUUUGGAAUGAAAAUGGUGAGCUCGCUGAGUAUUGUGACAGACAAAAUUGUUACAUUUUAAACGCUGGUCAACUUUAUAACGACGUUAAUGACAUUGAACAAUCGGGCGGUCGUUCUAAUCAAGGAAUGUUCGUCGGAUGUCACAUUGAUCUGUCAACUGGAACUUUAACCUUUACUGCUGACGAUAAACCCACAAAGUAUCUUUUCCGCUUAGAACCAGGAACAAAAUUGUUUCCAGCAGUUUUCUUUGAAGCGACAAGUAAAGAAUGUCUUCAAUUCGAAUUAGGUCGAACAGCGACUACUCUUCCCUUAUCUGCUGCCAUCCUUCGAUCAUCAGAAAAACACUUAUCGCCUCAAUGUCCACCUCGAUUGAAAGUUCAAUCAUUACAAAGGUACCAAUGGGCUAGAGUACCGAAUAUGUACUUGAAACCUCAUGCACUUAAACUUUCAGAUAUUCGAGGUUGGUCUAUGCUGGUUGAUGAUCCAGUUUCCAUGUUGGCAUUGCAUAUACCGGAAGAAGAUCGAUGUGUUGAUAUCUUGGAACUUAUUGAAGCUGAGAAAUUCUUGGUCUUCCAUGCACGAACAUUAGCUCUCUAUGGUGCUUUAUGUUUCCAGGGUAAUACUCGAGCAGCGCACAUAAUUUGUUCUCAUGUCGAUGAGAAGCAACUUCUUUAUGCUAUUCAGUCACAAUACAUGUCCGGUCCAUUAAGAUCCGGCUUUGCCGAUCUAUUGAUCAGUCUACACUUAGAGUCUGGUGCUUAUGCACGAUCUUUAACACAGAAUGAAUUCAUUGUACCUUUAGGCAGCGAACUUAAAGAUUUGUAUAAAGGUGACGCUUCGCUGGCUAAUUCAAUUUCGUCACUUGCCUCGGUCUCAAUUCGACCACAAAUGAAACAAUCUGAAAAGGUAGAAAAAGUCGAAUCAGUAAAAGGUUUGAAUGCUCCUUAUUUUCCGGUUGAAAAACUAAAAUCUUUCGUUAUGGAAGCUCUCGAUGAAGCCGUUAAGCUUUCCAAUCGACCAAUGAGAGAUCCAAUUGGUGGUUCAAAUACUGACCUUUUUGUACCUUUACUAAGUUUGAUUGAUAAACUUCUGCUAAAUGGUUGCGUUGAAGAUAAUGACCUGGGAAGUUUAUUGAUUCUCAUUGACCCUGCGACUUUUGAUCCAGAAUAUGUUCUCGAUGCUGAGACCAAGUUGAAAGGUUUACUAGAAAUGUCAUUGGACGAAGGUGUUAAACUUCAAAUGUGCUACAUUCUUCAUCACUUGUACGAUGUUCAACUGCGACAUCGAGUUGAAUCGAUAAUUUCAUUUACAAGUCAAUUCGUAAAUGAUGUUCAAGGUGAUCAAUUUAGGCGAUACGCUUCAGUUAAACAGGAAGACCUUCCUGCCGCUGUGGCCGCAAAGAAAACCCGUGAAUUCCGUUGUGCUCCAAAGGAACAGAUGAGAAUGAUACUUGGCUUUAAGAAUAUGGAAGAUGAUCAAGCCGAAAAUUGUCCAACUGGAGAUGAUCUUAGAGCAAGUCUCAGCCUGUUCCAUGGGGAUCUUAUGAGUCGAGCUAAAGUUGUCCUUGAUGGAGGUAACGAAGAAGAACUGUCGUUAGAGGUGAAAAAUGGUGAAGAAGGAAAAUUAUCUUGGCCUAAAAAGAUCAUUGGAUUUGUCAAAGUGGUUAAAGCGUCGACUGAAGGUGCAACAGCUUCAGACGAGAAAGACAAUGUUAAUCGUCAAGAAGAAAUUUUCAUACGAAAAGUUGUCGACACUGUUAAACAUUGGUCACAAGAAUCAGAAAUUGAAGAUCGAGAAUUGAUUCGUCAGCUAUUUUAUCUACUAUUGAGAAGCUACGAUGGCGUUGGUGAGCUGAUGAGAGCACUAGAACAGACAUACGUCAUCUCUCAUACCUCAAAAGACGAUGUCGUUGGUUUGUUGCAACACUUGGCGACUAUUCGAGCUUUGCUUCCUGUUCAGAUGAGUCCAGAGGAAGAGGAAAUUGUUCGUGAAACUUUAUGGACUUUGGUUCAAAAUCGAGUAUUCUUUCAACAUCCUGAUUUGAUAAAAAUCCUUCGUGUUCACGAAAAUGUUAUGGACAUUAUGACAAAUACAUUGAGUAAGCGAGCACAAGGUGAGUCUGGUGGUACAUCAGGUCAAUCGAGUGGAACAGGAGGAGCCGCUGGAACUGGAAGUAGUGGUAAUGCGAUUGGAUCUGGAACGGGAGCAGGAGGAACAAGUAAAAUGCCCGCUGAGGCCAGUGGAGCGACUGCUAUUGGUGAUACUUCAGCUAUGGUUGUGGCAACUUGUCGAUUCUUAUGUUACUUUUGUCGGUCAAGUCGAACCAAUCAAAAGGCAAUGUUUCAACAUCUCGACUUUUUACUCCAAAAUUCAAAUAUUUUACUCUCACGUCCGUCACUUCGAGGGUCAACUCCUCUCGAUGUUGCUUCAUCAUCAGUCAUGGAAAAUCCAGAACUGGCCUUAGCCUUACGAGAAAACUACUUGGAAAAAAUUGCCGUUUAUCUAUCCAAAUGUGGUUUCCAAUCUAAUCAAGAGCUACUCGAUAAAGGUUAUCCUGACUUAGGCUGGGAUCCAGUUGAAGGUGAACGAUACCUUGACUUUUUCCGCACUUGUGUCUGGGUCAACGGUGAGUCAGUUGAAGAAAAUGCAAAUUUAGUAAUUCGAUUGUUGAUUCGAAGACCAGAAUGUCUUGGUCCAGCAUUAAGAGGUGAAGGUGAAGGCUUACUACAAGCAAUUAAAGACUCGAUUGCAAUGACUGAUAAAAUUAACGCCCAAGAGCAAGCACACGGAAUACAGCAUAGUAAUGGUACUACAAAUGAGGAGGAAAAAGAGGACGAAGAUUUUAUUGACAUGGGAGCAGCAAUACUCAACUUUUAUUGCGCUUUAGUUGAUUUACUUGGACGUUGUGCUCCUGAAGCUGCGACAAUUGCAUUAGGUAAAAAUGAUUGCCUUCGAGCUCGAGCAAUCCUCAAAUCGCUUGUUCUAAUGCAAGAUCUAGAAGGAGUUUUGGCUUUGAGAUUUUCAAUAUUCUCAUCGCCUGAAGCAAUGACCAAAUCAGAUCUACCAAUUGGUUUUCUUCCACAACACAAACAAUCAAUUGUUCUAUUCUUAGAACGAGUUUAUGGUAUCGAAAAUCAAGAAGUGUUUUUCCGACUUCUUGAAGAUGCUUUUCUUCCCGAUUUACGAGCAGCAACGAUGAUGGAACGUCAUGAUGGAUCAGAAUCUCAAAUGGCUUUGGCACUCAAUCGUUAUCUUGGUAAUGCUGUGUUGCCUUUGCUGAUCAAAUACUCUCAUUAUUUUGGGAAUGCAGAAAAUUGGGCUUCACUGAUGGACGCUACUUUACAUACUGUUUAUAGAUUGUCCAAAGUUAAAAUACUGACCAAAGGACAGCGAGAAUGUGUUUCAGAUUUUCUCGUAGCACUAACUCAUGAAAUGCAACCCAGUAUGUUGCUGAGUCUCCUUCGUAAAUUGACCAUUGACGUUUCCGUCCUUACAGAAUAUUCAACGGUAGCUCUUCGUUUAUUAACUUUACACUAUGAGAGGUGCUGUCGAUAUUAUGGUCACGGUGGAUCUGGUUCGGCUUCUGCAGAGGAGCGAAAGUUAAGCACUGUUUUAACGGCCAUCGCUUGUGCUCUACCACCAGAUUAUUCAAUGACCUCGUCUACAGAUGAUUUCUUGCACGCAAAAACAACUCGUGAUGAUGGUCCUUAUCUUCCCAAUCCAGUGGACACUAGUGGUGUUAAUCUCGCAUUGGGAUUGGUUAACUUGAUCAAUCGAUUCGCUGAACAUUAUCACGAUUCAUGGUCACAAAGGAAAUUCGAGCUCGGUUGGACUUAUGCGGAUUCUUGGAGUAUGGAGAGAAAAACUCAUCCCCGUCUUAGACCUUAUUACAUGUUGACUGAUUAUGAGAGGGAAAAAUACAAGGAGCCAAUUACCGAUAUAAUUAAAACACUUCAAGCUCUUGGUUGGGAAUUGGAUCAAACGGAUGCAAGCCAGAUGAACGGUAGAGCCAAUUCACGAACUGAUAUGAGGCCUAAUCUUAACGAUUACAGUCCACAACCAGUAGAUACAUCAAGUCUUACGCUUAAUCGAGAUAUUCAAAGUCUUUCCGAGAGAUUAGCGGAAAAUGCUCAUGAAAUUUGGGCGAGAAAGACGAAAGAAACUCUUGGUGGAAUAAUUCAUCCCCAAAUGGUUCCAUACGAUCUGCUAACAGACAAAGAGAAACGUAAAAAUCGUGAUAGAUCACAAGAACUACUAAAAUAUCUUCAAUAUGAAGGAUUCAAAGUCUACAAAUCAUCCAAUAAAUCUGAAUCAGAUAACAAUAAACAGGAAUCAAGUGGUUUACAUGGUCAUGCUGAGACUCGAUUCGCGUCAUCCUUAUUGGAACGGCUUCUUCAAUACUUGGACACUGCGGCGAUCAGUUUGAAGUUAUUAAAACCAAGUGCUAAUUAUUCCAGGCGAAUGAGUUUUAAACAAUCAAGUCGAGAUAUUAAAUUCUUUUCGAAAGUUGUUCUUCCUCUUGUUGAGAAACUUUUCCAGGCUCAUAAGGAAUUUUUCCUCGAAUCUGCUUCAGGCCAGUCGACACUUGCACUUGGAAUUGCAACUCCCAAAGAGAAAGAGAUGGUCGCUUCAUUGUUUUGUAAAUUGGCCGCUCUUUUUAGAUCGAAACUUUCAGUUAUGGGUUUCGAUGCCAAGAUAUCAGUUCGAUGUCUCCAAGUUCUUAUUCGAGCAACUGAUGCUCGAACUAUUGUUAGAAACUCGUCUGAUUUCGUUAAAACUUCAAUGUUGACUUUCUUCAAUCAUGCAGCCGAUGAUUUAGCUAAUUGUGUUGCGAAUUUACAAAAUUCACGGUUUAGUCACAUUCGGGGAACGACAAUGAAAACAUCAUCUUCACUUAAUUAUAUUCAAUUGGUUUUACUUCCCGUUUUAACCGCUCUUUUUGAUCACUUGGCCUCCAAUGAGUUUGGUGGUGAAUUACUGCUCAAUGAUAUUCAGGUUGCUUGUUAUAAAAUCCUUAAUUCCCUCUACUCUUUCGGUACCAAUCCUAAUCUAACAUUGGACCGUAAAUUCAUCAAAGCUGAACUCGAUUUCCAUCGACGACAAGUUGGUGAUUGUUUGGGCGCUUUUUCUGCAACCUUUCCUGUCGCCUUUUUAGAACCACAUCUAAAUAAGAAUAACAAAUUCUGUAUUCACUCUCGAAGUCAAGAUUAUUCGUUGGAAGCUCAGGCAGUUAUGCAAGAUUUGGAAGCAUCAAUGCCGACACUUGACGAUUUAAUGUCCCAAUUUGAGAAAUAUGUCGAUUCAGAGACCAAGUAUCACAAAGAACCACACACAAUAGACAUUAUCCUCCCCUUGUUAUGUGCUUACCUUUCAUUCUGGUGGAAUCAAGGGCCAGACUCUGUCAAUCCAUCGGAUGGUAAUCAUGUUACCGCUGUAACUAGCGUUCACCUUAAUAGAAUGUUAAAAUCAAUUUUAAAUCUUGUUAAAAAUACUGUUGGACACACUGGUAAUCAAUGGAUGGUGACCCUUCCUGCUCACACUGGUAUGAUUAUCGUUAAUCCAUCGGAAGAACUUUUAAUUGAUCCAGUUUUACCUUUAACUGAGCGAAUCCGCCAAAUUGCCGAUAGAGCUUAUCAUCGGGAAGAUGCCAUGAAAGGUUACCUUAAAUCUCAAUCGGAUGAAACAUCUGAGUUAGAGACUCAAUUAAUGGAGGAAUUUAAUCUUCUCGUUCGAGAUAUUUAUUCAUUUUAUCCCAUGUUAAUCAAAUACGUUGAACACCAAAGGAACCAUUGGCUUCGAGAAAAUUGUAAAGAAGCGGAGCAGAUUUAUCAUUGUGUGGCUACCAUUUUCAACCAAUGGUCGAAAUCACAGUAUUUCCGUAAAGAGGAGCAAAACUUUAUCUCUGCCAAUGAGAUCGAUAAUUUGGCCUUGAUUAUGCCCUGGUCUGGUAGAGCAGGUCGACCCGUCAUCACCAAGUCAGACAUUCAAGCGACCUCGGGCAGGAUAAAGAAAAAGAAACGAGAUGGUAAACGGGAUAAAGAAAAGGAACUCGCAUCUUCCUUGAUUGUAUCGGCACUUAAGCGUGUUUUACCCGUUGGGCUGAAUCUGUUUGCGGGUCGUGAACAGGAGCUUGUUCAACAUGCUAAAGAUAAAUUUCUCCAUAAAGAAAAUGAAGGUCGAAUCUUCGAAUAUGUUAGAACCACCCUUAAUCUACCAGAUAAAAUUGAUCCUUCAGAUGAAAUGUCAUGGCAACAUUAUCUUUAUUAUAAAUUGGGUAGUCAGCGAGCAGGAGCCAUUGAAGAACCCAAAGGAACCGGAAAGGAUCUUGUCCUGGUUCAGAACGUUAAAGCUGAAGAUAAAGAGAAAACACAAGAAUUAUUAGUCGAAAGGAUCAUCGCUAUGGCCAAGGUCCUUUUCGGACUCCAUAUGAUCGAUCAUCCGUCACAAAAAGAGAAAGGUGUUUAUCGAAGUUGUGUUUCUACCCAGAGGAAAAGAGCGGUAAUCGCUUGUUUCAGAAUGAUUUCGCUCCAUCAAUUACCAAGACAUCGGGCCAUCAAUAUAUUUUUACGAACUUACAAUGAGCUGUGGUUGAACGCAGAGAAUAAUGGCCAAGAACAGUUGAUUGAAGAUCUAACUGAAUCGUUCGAGGAACAUGAACAAAAUAAAGGAACCGAAGUUGUCGUCGAGGAUAAACCUGAUCCAUUGACUCAGUUAAUGACCACCUUCAGUCGUAAAGCGACAACGGAACAUGGAGCAGCAGUCAAGGAAGACGAACUAUUCAUGAAAUAUGCUCAUCUUUUCAGUCAGAGUUGCGGUGGGGUAGAAGAGGAAGAGGAAGAAGAGGGUGGCGAUGAAGAGGAGGGUGGUGCGUCUAUUCAUGAACAAGAAUUAGAGAAGCAAAAAUUAUUGUUUCAACAAUCGCGUCUUGCUGAUCGAGGUAUCGCCGAAAUGAUCUUGUUGUACAUAUCAAACUGUAAGGGUAUUCAGACUGAUAUGGUUUUGCAUACACUCAAAUUGGGAAUUUCAAUUCUGAGAGGAGGUAAUACUGAUAUUCAGCAAAGAAUGAUGAAACAUCUCAAGGAUAAAAAGGAUGUUGGUUUUUUCACUUCGAUCGCUGGUCUUAUGAAUUCAUGUUCUGUUCUUGAUUUGGAUGCUUUUGAAAGGAAUCAAAAAGCCGAAGGCCUUGGAGUUGGAUCGGAAGGAACUGCUGGAGAAAAGAAUAUGCAUGAUUCUGAGUUUACUUGUGUUCUUUUCAGAUUUAUUCAGCUUCUUUGUGAAGGUCACAAUUUAGAUUUUCAAAAUUAUCUUCGUACUCAAGCGGGUAAUACAACUACAGUAAAUGUAAUCAUCAUUACGGUUGAUUAUCUAUUGAGAUUACAAGAAUCAAUGAUGGACUUUUAUUGGCAUUAUUCAAGUAAAGAUUGUAUCGAUCCCUCUGGUCAAGAAAAUUUCUGCAAAGCGAUUACAGUGGCCAAACAAGUUUUCUCGACUUUAACCGAAUCAAUUCAAGGGCCUUGUCAGGGUAAUCAACAGGCUCUUGCACAUUCCAGGCUUUGGGAUGCCGUUGGUGGUUUCCUUUUCCUUUUUGCUCACAUGCAGGAUAAACUUUCUAAAAAUUCCAAUCAACUUGACCUUUUAAUUGAGCUACUUGACCUACAGAAAGAAAUGGUUGUCAUGAUGUUAUCCAUGUUGGAAGGUAAUGUUGUCAAUGGAACCAUUGGACGGCAAAUGGUUGACACUUUGGUUGAAUCUUCUGGCAAUGUUGAGCUUAUCCUCAAAUUUUUCGACAUCUUCUUGAAGCUUAAAGAACUUACUUCGUCCAUAACUUUCCAGGAAAUUGACAAAAAACAAAUUGGAUGGGUGACAAUGAAAGAUUUCAAGAAAGCAAUAGAACAGCAGAAAAAAUAUUCUCCAGAUGAAAUUGACUAUAUUAUGAGCUGUUGUGAACCUAAUCACGAUGGAUUAAUAGAUUAUCGCGAAUUAACUGAAAGAUUUCAUAAUCCAGCAAAAGAAAUUGGCUUCAAUUUAGCUGUUCUUUUAACUAAUCUAAGUGAGCAUAUGCCAAGUGACCCAAGACUUCAACGUUUCUUGGAAAUUGCAUCUUCCGUCCUAACCUAUUUCGAACCAUUUUUGGGUAGAAUUGAAAUCAUGGGAUCUUCUAAAAGAGUUGAAAGAGUUUACUUUGAGAUUAAAGAAUCUUCAAUUAAUCAAUGGGAGAAACCACAGAUUAAGGAAUCGAAAAGAGCCUUUUUCUACUCGAUAAUUACCGAAGGUGGUGAUAAGGAGAAACUUGAAUUGUUCGUUAAUUUCUGUGAGGAUGCGAUCUUUGAGAUGCAACAUGCUGCUUCCAUUUCAAUGGAAGAAGAAGAAGAACCCAAAACUUCAGCAGAAUAUCCGUUCCUGGGAGAUGAAGAGAAACCCCCGUCAAUUUUAGAUCCAUUUAAGAAUUUUUUGACUUUCAUCUUCUCCAAAAUUUGGUCCAUAUUAAGUUAUCUAACUCCGGGUAAUCUAAAGAAGCAGCUUCAUGCAAUGAAGGAAAAAUCUCUACCAGAAUUGAUUAUUGGAUUUUUCCGAACAAUUGGACGAUCGUUUCUUUUCUGUAGCCGUUCUGUUUAUUCCCUAGUUAAAUAUGUUCUUCGUUUCAUACUUCGUUUAAUGACUGGUGAACCAAUCGCUGGACCUGUUGAUGCUGAUGAAGAUGAGCCAACCAAAGCAUUGGUACAUGUUCCAAGUGCCUUUACAUUACCUGAUAGAACUGUUACUCCAUUAGCAGGAGCUGUAGCUUCUAUUGAAGCUCCAAUUGUACCGACCAUUGAUUCAGUAGCCAAUAAACAAGUAGGAAAUGGUUCAUCUGAUGGAGUAGUUGAUGGUAGAAGCACAGAUGAAAAAGAUAUCGGAUUGUCUGGUAAAACGAUAGAACCUGGAAAAGAGGGUGAAGAUAGAAAACAGAAAGAUUCAUCAAUCUCUGCAGUGAGUUCAUCAACUAUUGAACCUCGCACUGAAUCUCGUCUAGUACUUGAUCAAGUAUCUGAAAAUAUCGACGAUAAAUCCUUGCCCAUACUAUCUGAAGAAGAAGAACUUUCGAAGCCAGUUGAAUCAGUUCCAUUAUUUUCAUCGUUUAACCUUGGAAAUUAUGCUCAUCGAUUUAUCUGUUUCUUAGCUCGAAACUUUUACACCAUGAAGUACAUCGCAUUGUCAAUAGCGUUUAUCAUUAAUUUUAUUCUUCUCUUUUAUCGAGUCACAAAUACACCAUUGGUUGACCUAGAUGGAAGUGAAUCAGGUUCAGGAUCAGGUUCGGGUUCAGGUUUCAGUUCAGGUGAUUCAAUAGAAAUGUCAAGCGGAGACGGAAACGAUGAGGGUGGUGGUGGUGAUAAUGAUGACGAACUAGAGGAAUGGGUAUCAAUAGAGGAAAGAUUAUUCUACCUCGAACCAAUAAUGAGGAUAUUAGCUGUUGCUCAUUCAAUGCUUGCUAUUUUCAUGUUAAUCGGUUAUUAUCAUCUUAAACUACCUUUAGCCAUUUUCAAGAGAGAGAAAGAAAUCUCCAGGUCAAUGGAGUUUGAUGGUCUUUAUAUUUCAGGUGAAUCAGAUGAUGAUAUAAAAGCUCAUUGGGAUAAACUAGUGAUAUCAACACCUUCGUUCCCGGUCAAUUAUUGGGACAAAUUUGUUAAGAAAAGAGUUCGGGAAACUUAUUCAGAGCAAUAUGAUUACGAUCAAAUAAGCAACAUCCUUGGAAUGGACAAAGGUGGAAUCUCAGCGAAACCGGAAGAUGCUACUGGCUGGUUUUCUUUUUUCUCCACAAUUGACCUUAAAUACCAAAUAUGGAAGGCCGGUGUAACGAUAACUGAUAGUACAUUUUUAUAUAACUUAUGGUAUCUCUCUUUCUCGGUGAUGGGUAACUUUAAUUACUUUUUCUUUGCUGCUCAUUUGUUGGAUAUUGCAUUCGCAAUUAAGACUCUUGCUACCAUUCUUCAGUCUGUAACACACAAUGGAAAACAGUUGGUGUUGACAGUUAUGCUAUUGAUCAUUGUAGUCUACAUGUACACCGUUAUUGCUUUCAAUUUCUUUAGAAAGUUUUAUGUCCAAGGAGAUGACGAUGAAGAAGCUGAGCCUGCUAAGAAGUGUCACUCAAUGUUAACUUGUUUCGUUUUCAACAUUUAUCAGGGUGUAAGAGCCGGUGGUGGAAUUGGUGAUGUUAUUGAACCACCGGACGGAGACGAUUAUGAAGUUUAUCGUAUCGUCUUUGAUAUAACUUUCUUUGUCUUUGUUAUCAUUAUUCUUGUGGCGAUUAUUCAAGGUUUAAUUAUCGAUGCUUUCGGUGAAUUAAGAGGCCAAUUACAAUCGGUUGUCGAUGAUAUGGAAGCUAAUUGCUUCAUCUGUGGAAUUGGUAAAGAUUAUUUCGAUAAGACACCUCAUGGAUUUGAAACUCAUGUUAUGAAGGAACAUAAUUUGGCAAAUUAUCUAUUCUUUUUAAUGCAUUUAAUCAACAAACCUGAUACUGAUUACACUGGUCAAGAAACUUAUGUAUGGGAACUUUAUCAGAAAAGAUGUUGGGACUUCUUUCCGGUUGGUGAAUGUUUCAGAAAACAAUAUGAAGAUGAGCUUUCUGGUGCUGGAUGAAACCUUUUACCUCUCCCUUGAGAUGAAAAUUUUUAGAUAAACUCACCAAAUCAAAUGUAUUAUCAUUUAUGUAAAUCGUUUAUUUCGCAUUUUUAAAAAAAGAUAUCCAUCUA